Molecule: messenger RNA, 267 nt
Organism: Bursaphelenchus xylophilus (pine wood nematode)
Lineage: Eukaryota; Metazoa; Nematoda; Chromadorea; Rhabditida; Aphelenchoididae
Source: the annotation of a GenBank genome assembly
AUGCACUGUAUGACCGGUGUUAUGAACAAAAUUUUGAACGAGAUUAAGGAGGUAUCUCCGGAAAUGAAGGAUAAGAUCGCCGCCGCCUUGAAGAAAAUGAGGAUUCGCUACGAUUAUAAAGAAGAAUUAACCGGAAAGGACGGACGGAAAUGGGCUGAAUGUAUCGAAAGAUUCUUCGAACUCUGCGACCUAUCUGAAGAAGAACAGGAACGUAUCUCCCACCUCAAAAAAUCUAUAACGCUGUUUUCGGCCUUUCAAAUUUUAUAA